AUGGCAGGACUGUGGACCCCAGGGGCGAUAACCCCCGCGGUGACUCCAGCAGGCAGCACAGCAGACUCCGAGGAGAAUGAAAAGAUCCUGUCCCCAGAUUUUCUCUCAACUGACCAGAUCGCCGAUCUGCUGGAAGAAAUGGACAUGGAUGAAGUUCAAGAAAAAAUGAGAGUGAUUCUGAAUUUCAAGAAUCUCCAGACUUGCUUAAGAGAUGCCAUUCUGUUAGACUACUAUGUGUCUGGGUUCUUUUGGGCCAAAGACAUGAACUUUUCCGUCUACCAGCAUUCAAAAUUCAUGACUUUGCUGGACAUGUUACUGCAUAAUCUUCAAACACUGCACAUGUCCUUAGAGGACAGCAUCAAGUGGCUCGGGGAAGUGAUGGCAGAAAUUGGACCUAACCAUUCACAGAAGAAUGAGCAGUUGCACAUCUUUGAUGUCAAAGAUGCCAAUGCCAUCAUCGAUUACUUAAAAAUAAGCUUAUUCCAGCACUACAGGCUCUACGAGUUUAUGUUCUACUCAACCAGGGAAGAAAUUGUCAUCGGAACCUCGCAAACAAUAGAAGUCGUCAAGCCUGCAGACCACCCUUUCCCAGCCCCGCUGGAGGAAGGAAUCUCUUUGGACAUCUUUUCAGCUUUCAUAGAGCCGAUGCCGGCCCUGGAGACCGAAGGGAAGGUGCUGGAUCAAGAGCAAAGCCCUCAGGAGCCCCAGCCAGAGAGUGAAGUGUCAGAGGAGGACCCUUUAGUUGGCUUCACCAUCGAUGAUGUAAAAUCAGCACUGGCUCAAGUGACAGAUGAGGUUUUGCUAAACAUUCAGAAGGAGAUAAACGAAAAACUGCAAGUACAGGAACAGGCCUUUAAUGCACGAAUAGAGAAACUGAAAAAGGCCUGAGGAGUCUGUUUGAGCAGAGUGAUGCCGGACUUCAGAGAAACAAACAGAACUGGCCAGAAUAAUAGUUCUCUGGAGUGUUGCGUCACCUCCAUGCCACCGUGGAAGGAAAGCCCAGUUUUAUUCCUCCCGACUGAUUAGCGGCACCUGGUCCCUACUCUCAUGUCCUCACACCCACCUCUGAGUUUGCAGUACCAACUGCAACAGCACUGCUUUGUGUGGAAGACUUUGGAGAGUUACAUAUGAAAAUACAAUUGCUGUUAGGAUGCCCCUGUGUCAUUUUGACUAAUAAAUACUAUUCCUCUCUAGAAGAAUGAAAGCAGUCUUUUGAAAUAACCCCCCCAAAAAAAUAAGUUCUACUAUUUUGGACUAGAUGUCCUGUCACAUUAUGUGUAGCACUGUGUGGAGAGGCCAUACCUUACUACAAGGGCAAACUUGCUAAAUAACAGUCACAUUGGCAUGUUCUGCAA
Molecule: messenger RNA, 1355 nt
Organism: Phodopus roborovskii (desert hamster)
Lineage: Eukaryota; Metazoa; Chordata; Mammalia; Rodentia; Cricetidae
Gene: Cabcoco1
Product: ciliary associated calcium binding coiled-coil 1
Exons: 8
Coding region: 1-888 (295 amino acids)
Source: RefSeq, a predicted model, not a curated record